Messenger RNA from Naegleria gruberi, 603 nucleotides. RefSeq lists its product as uncharacterized. Lineage: Eukaryota; Heterolobosea; Eutetramitea; Acrasida; Naegleriidae. The coding region runs from base 1 to 603 and encodes 200 amino acids. The record is from RefSeq and is a predicted model, not a curated record. The transcript has a single exon.
AUGGAAAAUAAGGAAGAGGAAGUUAAAUUACCACCUACGUUAUUGAUGGGAGCAUCAUUUGUAAAUUCAUUGGAAAAUGUAGUUUUUGGAACUGAAAAGAAAGAUACAAUUUCAAAAGGAGAUGAAUUAUUUUCAAUUAAAGAUCUGGACCAAAAUACUAAUAAUUCAACAAUAGAGGCCAUGGCAGAACAAGCUACUCAUUCAAUAAUGGAAAAAUUUGAAAAACUAAAUGAAUGGAAUGAUUUUGAUUAUCAACAAUAUUUUGCGACGAAAUCGCCACCGUGGAAAUCGAGAUUUAUCUUCAACCCCAAUGAAGAGAUUCCAUCUAUUGAGGAUAUAAAACAAAAUGAAGACUUGAGAAUUGACACAUUAGGCGAGCAACCACAUGAAUUUGACAAGUAUUUAUUUGAGGAUUUUCUGGACCAUAUGGAUCCUUUUAUUAAUCAUCAACUUGCCAAACCUUCACUAAGUAUGAUUAGAGGUAAACAGGGUACUCUCUUCAAUCCAUCUCGAGUUCACUACAUUCUCAAUGACAUUGAAAAUGACAGAAGAAGAAUCAUCAGAAAUGCUAUUGAUUCAAUAAAAUUAAACAAGGUGCAAUAA